AUGACGACGACCACACCCGAGAUGAACAAAGCUGGUUACGCUCUUAAGUUUGAUCUUCUCAAGACCUGUUCGCGGUCCAAGGCUCGGGCUGCAAACAUGACUCUUCCACAUGGUGUUGUGGAGACUCCAAUGUUCAUGCCAGUAGCCACCCAAGCAUCGCUCAAGGGUAUUACACCUGAGCAGCUUGAGCAGCUUGACUGUCGUAUCUGCCUGAACAAUACGUAUCACUUGGGGUUGAAACCUGGACAAGAGACAUUGGAUGCGGUUGGUGGUGCACAUAAGUUACAGUCAUGGUCGCGUAAUAUUCUCACGGACUCUGGCGGGUUCCAGAUGGUGUCUUUGUUGAAACUAGCCACCAUUACAGAGGAAGGUGUUAAUUUCCUGAGUCCGCACGACGGAUCACCUAUGCUGCUAACCCCGGAGCAUUCAAUUUCUCUGCAAAACUCGAUUGGCUCGGAUAUCAUUAUGCAGCUGGACGAUGUGGUGGCUACACUAACGACUGGUCCACGCGUCGAGGAGGCCAUGCACCGCAGUGUGAGAUGGCUGGACCGGUGCAUUGCUGCACACAAGCACCCUGAGCGCCAAAACAUAUUUGCCAUUAUCCAAGGUGGGCUUGAUUUGGAUCUACGCCGCAAGUGCUGUGACGAAAUGACAAAGCGAGAUACUCCUGGAAUUGCCAUUGGCGGUCUUUCUGGAGGCGAAGAUAAGGAGUCUUACUGUUCAGUAGUCAAUCUUUGCACCAGUAUUCUUCCAGAAAACAAACCUCGGUACUGCAUGGGUGUGGGUUAUGCUGAAGAUCUUGUUGUCUCGGUUGCACUUGGUGCUGAUCUUUUUGACUGUGUAUAUCCUACACGCACUGCUCGGUUCGGCAAUGCCAUCACCAAACAUGGUGUCAUCAAUUUGAAGAACCGACAGUAUGCGGAUGACUUUGGGCCAUUAGAAGAAGGAUGCCGAUGCCCUGUGUGUCGUCCACGCGCAGACAACAACGGGAUGGGGAUGACACGAGCCAUGAUUGCGCAUUUGGCGGCCAAAGAAACUGCGGGUGCACACCUGCUCACGCUGCACAAUGUGUAUUACCAGUUGAAUCUGAUGCGGACUGCGCGGGCAGCGAUUCUGCGUGAUGAGUACCCAGCAUUUGUGCGUCAAUUUUUCCAUGACUGGUACUCAGGCGACAAGACGCAGUACCCGAAGUGGGCGGUGGAUGCAUUGCGGACAGUUGGGAUUGAAUUGCUUGAGGGCUAG
Messenger RNA from Magnusiomyces paraingens, 1242 nucleotides. RefSeq lists its product as uncharacterized. Lineage: Eukaryota; Fungi; Ascomycota; Dipodascomycetes; Dipodascales; Dipodascaceae. Bases 1 to 1242 code for a protein of 413 amino acids. Gene Ontology annotation, cellular component: cytosol. The record is from RefSeq and is a predicted model, not a curated record. The transcript is spliced from 3 exons. Gene Ontology annotation, molecular function: tRNA-guanosine(34) queuine transglycosylase activity.